Molecule: messenger RNA, 669 nt
Organism: Vicia faba (fava bean)
Lineage: Eukaryota; Viridiplantae; Streptophyta; Magnoliopsida; Fabales; Fabaceae
Source: the annotation of a GenBank genome assembly
AUGCAACAACAAGUGGCAUCAGAAGUUCAACACCACCAACUGAAAAAAAAGAACCAAGAAACACAGAUGUGUAGAAAAAUCAAACUCAGCAUCACUGAUCACAACAACCUCAAACUCACAACCACCGUUGAUAACGAUGACGGUGAUGUUUGUGACAAGAUAGACGGCGAGGAUCUCUUCAUUCCACCUCUCAAUUUUUCCAUGGUUGAUAAUGGCAUUUUCCGUUCUGGUUUCCCUGAACCUUCCAACUUCUCUUUCCUUCAAACCCUUGGUCUUCGCUCCAUCAUAUAUUUGUGCCCUGAACCAUAUCCAGAAGCUAACAUGGAGUUUCUCAAGUCAAAUGGAAUCAAGCUUUAUCACUUUGGAAUUGAGGGUCAUAAGGAGCCUUUUGUUAACAUCCCGGACGAUACUAUUCGGGAAGCCCUAAAAGUUCUUCUUGAUGUGAGGAACCACCCAGUUAUAAUUCACUGUAAGCGAGGAAAGCACCGAACAGGUUGUUUGGUCGGAUGCUAUAGAAAGCUCCAAAAAUGGUGCUUGUCGUCUGUUUUUGACGAGUAUCAACGUUUUGCAGCUGCGAAAGCUCGAGUUUCAGAUCAGAGGUUUGUAGAGUUGUUUGAUAUUUCAAGCAUGAAGCAUUUGCCUAUACCAUUUUCAUAUUUAAAGAGGUAA